Messenger RNA from Rosa chinensis, 1560 nucleotides. RefSeq names its product B3 domain-containing transcription factor VRN1. Gene Ontology annotation, molecular function: DNA binding. NCBI's taxonomy places the organism in Eukaryota, Viridiplantae, Streptophyta, Magnoliopsida, Rosales, Rosaceae. The transcript is spliced from 6 exons. Bases 1 to 1560 code for a protein of 519 amino acids. The record is from RefSeq and is a predicted model, not a curated record.
AUGACUUCGUAUCUUAGCUGGAAAUUUGACCACCGGAAAUUCGGUUCCCAGCCCACAUUUCUUUCCACUACUCCCCACUUCUUGAGUAUUAUUCUAGAUGACACUUCUAGAGUCAUUAAACUGGGGAUUCCGGAGGACUUUGUGUCUAAAUAUGGAAAAGAUCUGUCAAAUUCAGUAACUUUUAGGCUUCCAUAUGGUUCAGAAUGGGAAGUAGGAUUGACAAGGUACAAUGGUGAGGUUUGGUUUGACAAGGGUUGGCCAGACUUCUCGAACUUUUACUCUCUUGGCUACAACGACCUGCUGGUUUUCGGAUAUGAAGGGAAGUCUAGAUUUCAGGUUUCCAUAUUUGAUAAAAGCACAAUUGAGAUCGAGUAUCCCGUUAAAGUGCCUAACAUUGAAGAAAGUGAUGAACAUGAUGAUUCCUCUGUUGAAAUCUUGGAGGAUUUUCCACUGUAUCUAAGAAAAGCAAGAGAGACAUCUCGACUACCAAGUUCUCUGCCUCGCGUGAAAGACAGAACAAUUUCAAGUGGCACUGCAAAAAUCAAUCUCGGUUUUGAGAAGUCUAUGAAAAAGAAAGAGACACAUGGGUCCAAAUCAGGAAGAAAAAGGAAAGACCAUUUCCCAUGGUUGCCUUCUGAGUUUGUCCAGACACAUCUUAUGAAGCAGCCAGGUAGUGUUAUCCUUUGUGUUCCAGGUGGGAGUAAAACUUGGACAGUUGCAUUGAAUUAUCAACAGAAAGCAAGAAGAGUCAGCUUCAACACUGGUUGGAUUGAAUUUCUGAGAGACAAUAACUUGAAAGUUUGGGAUGUUUGUGUAUUCAUGUUGAUUGAUGAAAUUAGACUUCUAUUUGACGUUGUCACAGAAGCUGCAAAUUGCACCAUGUCAUCAGCAACUAACAUUGACCUUCACUUCCUUCCAUUUCGACGUGACACUGAUGAUGAGGAGGAUAAUGAGGAUAAUGUGACUGAACUUGAUGAUGCUUAUGACGAUGAAGAUGCAGAUGAUGAUUCCAUUGAAAUAUUGAACCAUUUUCCAUCAUUCACAAAAGGAAAGGAGAAAUUUGCAUUACCGUCUCAGCUUCAUAAAAGAAGGAGAACAACUUCUAGUACUAAAGCAGAAAGCACCAUGAAACAUGUAGGCGGCUGCUCCAAAACUCAAAAAUUCCUAAAGCAAAGGCCUGAGGUCUUCAAAAGGAUUCAUCCAGUUAUGGCAAGUAUCGGAAGAGAUUUAGCUUUUCAGAGAGCUACUGCUUUCAAACCUCCUCACCCUCACUUUGCAGUUUCAAUAAAACCCUCAUAUAUCCGUGGAAACUAUCUGUGGCUGCCAACUGUGUUUGUUCAUGGACAUCUUAUUAAGUGGCCUAGUGAUGCCAUCCUUAAGGUUUCAGAUGGAGCAAGAUGGCCUGUUUGCUUUCAUUACAACAAAGCAAGAGCCACACUGCAAGGUGGUUUCGCUAAAUUUGUGCGAGGCAACAAUUUGAAAGCCGGUGAUGCUUGUGUGUUUGUAUUGACCAACAACAUCAAAUUCUUAUUUGAUGUUUUCAUUUUCCGCACCACAUAG